Messenger RNA from Lotus japonicus, 1144 nucleotides. RefSeq lists its product as uncharacterized. The transcript is spliced from 3 exons. The record is from RefSeq and is a predicted model, not a curated record. Bases 157 to 783 code for a protein of 208 amino acids. Lineage: Eukaryota; Viridiplantae; Streptophyta; Magnoliopsida; Fabales; Fabaceae.
CUCAUCUCUAGAGAGAGAAACAAAGCGCUUUUUCACAAAGGGGGAAGAGAGAGAAUUCCAAAUCCAAAAUCCAAUUUCCACUUUUUUUAAAAAAUUAAAUAAAACAGAGGCGGAUCGGAGCGAGUCGCCACCCGAGUCAGAAGCGGAGAUCUGGUCAUGGAGGGAGUUGGGGCCCGACUCGGACGGUCCUCGACCCGGUACGGACCGGCGACAGUGUUCACCGGACCAGUGAGGAAGUGGAAGAAGAAGUGGGUCCACGUAUCUCCUUCUGCCUCUGCCUCUGCCGCUUCCUCUAAUUCCAACACCAAUCACAAUCACUCUGCUUCUAACGGUAAUAACGGUUCUCAUCUUCUUCUUUACAAGUGGACCCCUAUCACCCAGAGCCAGAACGCCGCCAACGCCAACAACACCAAGGAGGCGCCGCCGGAACCUGCCGACGAACCGCCCCGGAGGAAAUUCAAAUAUAUUCCGGUUGCUGUACUAGAAGAGCAGAGAAAUGAGGCUGCAGAAAACGAGGCUGCUGAAAAGGUUGAAGAUGAAUCUAAACCGAUAGAUGUUGAUUCAAGUGCAGCAGAACCGACUCAGAAGAAUGAGACUUUGGAUGAAAAACCUGACAUAAAUGAUGUGCCGAUGGAAGAAAGUGAGUCUCAGGACAAAAAUCAAGUAGUACGUCAAGAUCUGAAUGAAAGCACAUUGGAUUUAAGUUUGGGCUUGACAUCACAUGAUGAUGAUGAUGAAAAUAAUUCUGAUUCAAAAACUACUCAAACAAGAGAUGACCAAUAAUGCAAGGUGAAUUUAAGUGGUGCUGAAAGUGAAAGGGGGCCUCUCCACAUGAAUGUUUCAGUUUAUAUACCUGUCUGAUGGAAGGGAAUUUCCACUUGCCUUUAUGUUCACCCACUUGUUGAGUUGGAUUGUUGUAAUGGCAUAUGCCUGUAGUAUUUUUUUUUUUUUUUCAGUAUCCUUGGUGGGCGCAUAGGACUAUGUAUUUGCUGGAACAUCAUUUGGUACACCUUUCCCAUCAGUCGACAUGUAUUUUUUCAGAUAUUUUUGAAAUAGGUCAUUCUGGAUUUAGAAGCUACAACCAUGUGUAGCUAAAAUGUAUUUUUUUUUCAAUUCAAAUAACAUUGUGUUAUUGAUGCUCUCA